Rasamsonia emersonii CBS 393.64 is the source of this 441-nucleotide messenger RNA. RefSeq lists its product as uncharacterized. The record is from RefSeq and is a predicted model, not a curated record. Lineage: Eukaryota; Fungi; Ascomycota; Eurotiomycetes; Eurotiales; Trichocomaceae. The transcript has 2 exons. Bases 1 to 441 code for a protein of 146 amino acids.
AUGCCGGGAGAUGGAUCGACUCUCAUGGACCUCAGUGGUUGGGAGAGAGUCAGUCACACUGGCCGUCUUUACGAGACAGUUGAAAUGCUCGAGUGGAAAGGUUCGGGCGCAAAGGUCCCUCAUCUCAUCAUGGUCACAUGCCACGAGUUUAACAGGACUCCACGUCUUUUAUAUGGAGAAGUGGCACUCCUUGUGUGGGCAAUGAACAUUCGUCUACAUCAAGAGGAGUACAGGAGGUACCACACAGCGCCGGUAGGUUUACCUCUGUCCGCAUCCUUUGCCUAUCAAUCAAUUCUAACCCCAAUACCAACAGAUCCUGAUGUUGUCCCUGAUGUGCCCCAAACAUGGACGCCUCCUACACUCUCACAUAGAACAGGGGAUAUUGAGAAUUCGGUGCAGUCAGAUUUACAGUUUCGAAAAGCAGACCACCGCUCCCUUUGA